AUGCUGUGGAUCAAGUUCUUCGAGCUCAAGGGAGUCAAGCCAGAUACAGACCUGUAUCGGUACUCGCUUGCAUCAUCCGGCGACAAAUUCUUCAAGCCCCGGAGUAAGCGGUUGAUUGAACUCCUUUUGAGCAUGCCGCUCUUUUCAACAGCCAAAAUUGCCACCGACUGGAACAAGAACCUUCCAAGUGAUCGUUUUCCUCCGCCAACAGAUAACGAGGAAAUCGGUCUGGCCAAUGCUCGUCUGGGGAACACGUAUCAGAUUACCGUCGAAGAACAGGUCUCGGACUUCUUCAAGAAAGUCAAGGUCGAGACAAAUCACACCAAAGACCACAACAGCCGCAACAAGGAGGAUAAAGGAACCGAACGCAAGGUGCAAAACAUCAUCGGUUUCGUCGUAUACGGAAAGAAUAGUACAAACGUCACAUUCGAAAAGGUCGUCGAUGGAGGGGCCACCCAUCCAACCGUUCCACACUGCUUCUGGCAGACAUACGGUAUCAAGCUCGAUUUUCCGCAAGCACCGUUGGUCGAUCAUGGCAAUACAAAUGGGCCAAUCUGGCUGCCCGUUGAACUGGCCAAAGUUGUUCCUGGGCAGCUGGUCCGCCAUCUCCUUGCUCCGCUGCAGACGGCCGCCAUAAUCAAAUUUCAGACUUGUUGA
Molecule: messenger RNA, 657 nt
Organism: Alternaria hordeiaustralica
Lineage: Eukaryota; Fungi; Ascomycota; Dothideomycetes; Pleosporales; Pleosporaceae
Exons: 3
Coding region: 1-657 (218 amino acids)
Molecular function (GO): RNA binding; protein binding
Source: RefSeq, a predicted model, not a curated record